This is a messenger RNA of Linum trigynum, 231 nucleotides long. Lineage: Eukaryota; Viridiplantae; Streptophyta; Magnoliopsida; Malpighiales; Linaceae. The record is from the annotation of a GenBank genome assembly.
AUGGCAGCGGCGAAUCUAGAGUCGGCGGCAGAGGACGAAGAGAAAGAGCCGCCGAAGGUUGGAGGUUUCGAAUCUUUCCAGUUCUCGUCCACCUCCAAGGCUGAAGAAGGCAGGGACGACGGCGACCUACACUCAAUCUUCACAGGAAUAGACCCUCUUUUCCUUCAUUUGGUGGGUCUCGACUGUCGCCGCCUUCUAAUCGGCAGAGGCGACAACUUCGACGGAGAAUGA